AGCCUCCCUGAAGUAAGCGUGGAGGUUGCCCACGUGUCCCCCGGUUCCUCCAGAAGUAGCCAUACGGAUUCAGAUCGCGGCCGCGGCGACUCCCCGAGCAGAAGAACCCGAUCGAACGCGGCCGCGGCGGCGACUCCCCGAUCUCAGAUCCCUGCUGCGAGCGAAGCAGGGUUCCAUUCGAGCAGAGAUGGCGGCGGCAUGGGAGGUGCUGGCUGUGUUGCUCGUCGCGGCGCAGGUGGCGUCAGCGGCGCAGGUCACGGCGCCAGCGUUCCUGUGGGCGCCCAAAAACUACGGAUUCAGCUCUGAUGAUGCUAAGGAGGUAGUCCAUUACCAAACAAUCUCACCAAAGAGCUUAGCUAAAUCUGUUCUCGAGGAAGGUGGCUGGUCAAACUUCAUGUGCUCAAGGGAGGAUACUCAGAAUAAUGUUGAUGUUGCCAUUGUUUUUAUUGGCUCAAAGCUGCAAUCGUCAGACAUAUCUAAAGAUAAGCAAGUUGAUCCAGCUUUAGCAGACACACUGAAGCUCUCCUUCACACGCUCAGAGUUUUCCAUGGCAUUCCCCUACGUUUCCACGACAGUCGACGAGAGACUAGAGGACUCGUUGCUAUCCAGCUUUGCCGAGAACUGCAACAAUGGUUUCGGAAGAAACCGCAUCACCUACACAGACACGUGUACCGGUCAAGAUCUGAAGAAAUACCACAACAUGGAUGCCAUCAAUGACCUGGUAGUGUCAGGGGUAGCGUCAAGGAGAGCCAACCACCCAAGUGGACAGACCGAUGUAAUCGUCUUCUGUAGCGGCGGGUUCGAGAAUCCAGGCACUGCGAAAUCAGAAGGAGAGCUGCUUUCCCAGCUUGUGGACUCGCUGGACUUGUCGGGAGCCAAAUACACGGUCCUCUAUGCGUCCCAACCGUCUGGUUUGCUGGAGAGCCCUUCCGGCCUGCCGCUGGGUAGGCAUCUCGCGGAGAAGAAGACUAACGGCACGAAAGCUGUCCAGGGCGAAAAAUGCGAUGGCGAGUGCCUCGUCAAGUCGAGUCUCCUCGAAGGAACUUUCGUUGGGAUAGUGCUUCUCAUCAUCCUGAUAUCAGGACUCAUGUGCAUGAUGGGCAUCGAUACUCCCUCGAGGUUUGAAGCUCCCCAGGAGUCUUGAUCUCUCCCUUGGACUGCAGAAUCCGCGGGGGGGUUGUGACGAGGGCACGCGGCGGCGUUGAGGGGGGCCGGUGUUCUGUUGGUGUGCACUGUGGAUAUAUAUUGUUUAGCUUCCCAUUUGGAAGGGAGUACGCCUUGUGUAUUUUUUUUACCGAGCCAACUGUCACUCACGAUGUGCUAGAAUUUUUUGGUGUAAUAUUUGCGUUUCGCGCCUAUGGACAACUAAUAAGCUGAGGCAUUGCAGCAGAUAAAUUCAUGUGCUGCGUGAGGCAGGCUUGUGUUGUGUACCAGACGCACAGCAUUGUUGCCUCCAGCUAGUGCUUUCUGUGUGAAAUAAACCUGAAACCCAGUCCCAGGCCACCGCACCAAUAAAGAUGGGUACUAUGCAUCAAUCAAUUAGAAUGAGGUCUUGCUUUUGUUU
Messenger RNA from Zea mays, 1564 nucleotides. RefSeq lists its product as uncharacterized. The coding region runs from base 188 to 1144 and encodes 318 amino acids. NCBI's taxonomy places the organism in Eukaryota, Viridiplantae, Streptophyta, Magnoliopsida, Poales, Poaceae. The record is from RefSeq and is a predicted model, not a curated record. The transcript has 9 exons.